CCGGCCUCGCCCGCGGGCCCGCGCCGCCCUCCGGGCCUCCGACUCCCAGAAACACACCAGAGACCGAUUGAUUGUGGCCGGGUUUUGGGUGGCAAAAAGGGAAAAUGGCGAACGACUCCCCUGCAAAAAGUCUGGUGGACAUCGACCUGUCCUCCCUGCGGGAUCCGGCUGGGAUUUUCGAGCUGGUGGAAGUGGUGGGAAAUGGCACCUACGGACAAGUCUAUAAGGGUCGCCAUGUUAAAACAGGUCAGCUGGCAGCCAUCAAAGUUAUGGACGUUACUGAGGAUGAAGAGGAGGAAAUCAAGCUGGAGAUAAAUAUGCUGAAGAAAUAUUCUCAUCAUAGAAAUAUUGCAACGUAUUACGGUGCUUUCAUUAAAAAGAGCCCCCCAGGACACGAUGACCAACUCUGGCUUGUUAUGGAGUUCUGCGGGGCCGGGUCCAUCACAGACCUCGUGAAGAACACCAAGGGCAACACGCUCAAGGAAGACUGGAUAGCCUACAUCUCCAGGGAGAUCCUGAGGGGACUGGCGCAUCUCCACAUCCAUCACGUGAUUCACCGGGACAUCAAGGGCCAGAAUGUGUUGCUGACCGAGAACGCAGAGGUGAAGCUUGUGGAUUUCGGUGUGAGUGCUCAGCUGGACAGGACCGUGGGGAGGAGAAACACCUUCAUAGGCACCCCGUACUGGAUGGCUCCCGAGGUCAUCGCCUGUGACGAGAACCCCGACGCCACCUAUGAUUACAGGAGUGACCUGUGGUCCUGCGGCAUCACAGCCAUUGAGAUGGCAGAAGGCGCUCCCCCUCUCUGUGACAUGCAUCCCAUGAGAGCACUGUUUCUCAUCCCCAGAAACCCUCCUCCCCGGCUGAAGUCCAAAAAAUGGUCAAAGAAAUUUUUUAGUUUUAUAGAAGGGUGCCUGGUGAAGAAUUACAUGCAGCGGCCCUCCACAGAGCAGCUUCUGAAACAUCCUUUUAUCAGGGACCAGCCGAAUGAAAGGCAGGUUAGAAUCCAGCUUAAGGACCAUAUAGACCGGACCAGGAAGAAGAGAGGAGAGAAAGAUGAAACUGAGUACGAGUACAGCGGGAGUGAGGAGGAGGAGGAGGAGGCGCCGGAGCAGGAGGGGGAGCCCAGCUCCAUCGUCAACGUGCCUGGCGAGUCCACGCUGCGCCGGGACUUCCUGAGGCUGCAGCAGGAGAACAAGGAGCGCUCCGAGGCCCUGAGGCGGCAGCAGCUCCUGCAGGAGCAGCAGCUCAGGGAGCAGGAGGAAUACAAGAGGCAGCUGCUGGCGGAGAGACAGAAGCGGAUCGAGCAGCAGAAGGAGCAGCGGCGACGGCUGGAAGAGCAACAAAGGAGAGAGCGGGAGGCCAGGAGGCAGCAGGAGCGCGAGCAGCGGAGGCGGGAACAGGAGGAGAAGAGGCGGCUGGAGGAGCUGGAGAGACGGCGGCAGGAGGAAGAGGAGCGCAGGCGGGCGGAGGAGGACAAGAGGAGAGUCGACCGGGAGCAGGAGUAUAUCAGGCGGCAGCUGGAAGAGGAGCAGCGGCACCUGGAACUCCUUCAGCAGCAGCUGCUCCAGGAGCAGGCCAUGCUACUGGAGUGCCGCUGGCGGGAGCUGGAGGAGCAGCGGCAGACGGAGCGGCUCCAGAGGCAGCUGCAGCAGGAGCAAGCCUAUCUCCUGUCUCUGCAGCAUGAGCCCCGGAGGCCGCCCCCGCCGCCGGACAGGAGCAAGGCCGGCCUGCACGGCGCCGAGCCCAAGGCCCAGCACGAGCCCGCCGACCGGGCCCGCGAGGUGGAAGAUAGAUUUAGGAAAACUAACCACAGCUCCCCUGAAGCCCAGUCUAAGCAGACAGGCAGAGUAUUGGAGCCACCAGUGCCUUCCAGAUCAGAAUCUUUUUCCAAUGGCAACUCCGAGUCUGUGCACCCUGCCCUGCAGAGACCAGCCGAGCCACAGGUACAGUGGUCCCACCUGGCAUCUCUCAAGAACAGUGUUUCCCCUGUCUCGCGAUCCCAUUCCUUCAGUGACCCUUCUCCUCCCAAAUUUGCACACCACCAUCUUCGCUCUCAGGACCCAUGUCCACCUUCCCGCAGUGAGGUGCUAAGUCAGAGUUCUGACUCUAAGUCGGAGGUACCCGACCCCGCCCAAAAGGCUUGGUCUAGAUCAGACAGUGACGAGGUCCCUCCAAGGGUUCCUGUGAGAACGACGUCCCGGUCCCCCGUCCUGUCCCGUCGGGAUUCCCCACUGCAGGGCAGUGGGCAGCAAAACAGCCAAGCAGGUCAGAGAAACUCCACCAGCAGCAUUGAGCCCAGGCUGCUAUGGGAGAGAGUGGAGAAGCUGGUGCCCAGGCCUGGCAGUGGCAGCUCCUCGGGGUCCAGCAACUCAGGAUCCCAGCCCGGCUCCCACCCUGGGUCUCAGAGCGGCUCCGGGGAGCGCUUCAGAGUGAGAUCGUCAUCCAAAUCUGAGGGCUCGCCAUCUCAGCGCCUUGAAAAUGCAGCAAAAAAGCCUGAAGAUAAGAAGGAAGUUUUUAGACCUCUCAAGCCCGCUGACCUGACGGCCCUGGCCAGAGAGCUCCGAGCGGCGGAAGACGUGCGGCCGCCGCACAAGGUGACAGACUACUCGUCGUCCAGCGAGGAGUCCGGGACGACGGAUGAGGAGGACGACGACGUGGAGCAGGAAGGCCCCGAGGAGCCCACCUCGGGGCCGGAGGACGCCCGAGCCGCGUCAUCUCUGAACUUGAGCAACGGUGAGACGGAGUCUGUGAAAACGAUGAUCGUCCACGACGACGUGGAGAGUGAACCAGCCAUGACCCCGUCCAAGGAGGGCACCCUGAUUGUCCGCCAGAGCGCAGUUGACCAAAAGCGCGCCAGCCAUCAUGAGAGCAAUGGCUUUGCCGGUCGCGUUCACCUCUUGCCAGAUCUCUUACAGCAAAGCCAUUCCUCCUCCACUUCCUCCACCUCCUCCUCCCCAUCCUCCAGCCAGCCGACACCCACCAUGUCCCCACAGACACCCCAGGACAAGCUCACUCCUAACGAGACUCAGUCCGCUAGUAGCACACUCCAGAAACACAAAUCUUCCUCCUCCUUUACACCUUUUAUAGACCCCAGAUUACUACAGAUUUCUCCAUCUAGUGGGACAACAGUGACUUCUGUGGUGGGAUUUUCCUGUGAUGGAAUGAGAUCGGAGGCCAUAAGGCAAGAUCCUACCCGGAAGGGCUCAGUGGUCAAUGUGAAUCCCACCAACACUAGGCCACAGAGCGACACCCCAGAGAUUCGCAAAUAUAAGAAGAGGUUUAACUCCGAGAUUCUGUGCGCUGCCUUGUGGGGAGUGAACUUGCUGGUGGGCACAGAGAGUGGCCUGAUGCUGCUGGACAGAAGUGGCCAAGGGAAGGUGUAUCCUCUGAUCAACAGAAGACGAUUUCAACAGAUGGACGUCCUGGAAGGCUUGAAUGUCUUGGUGACAAUAUCUGGCAAAAAGGAUAAGUUACGUGUCUACUAUCUGUCCUGGUUAAGAAAUAAAAUACUUCACAAUGAUCCGGAAGUUGAGAAGAAGCAGGGUUGGACGACCGUGGGAGAUUUGGAAGGAUGCGUCCACUAUAAAGUCGUAAAAUAUGAAAGAAUCAAGUUUCUGGUCAUUGCUUUGAAGAGUUCUGUGGAAGUGUAUGCGUGGGCACCCAAGCCAUAUCACAAAUUCAUGGCCUUUAAGUCGUUUGGAGAUUUGGUGCAUAAGCCAUUACUGGUGGAUCUCACUGUUGAGGAAGGCCAGAGGUUGAAAGUGAUCUAUGGGUCCUGUGCUGGAUUCCAUGCUGUUGACGUGGAUUCAGGAUCAGUCUAUGACAUUUAUCUACCAACACACAUCCAGUGCAGCAUCAAACCCCACGCAAUCAUCAUCCUCCCCAACACGGAUGGAAUGGAGCUUCUGGUGUGCUAUGAAGACGAAGGGGUCUAUGUGAACACCUAUGGAAGGAUUACCAAGGAUGUGGUUCUGCAGUGGGGAGAGAUGCCAACGUCUGUAGCGUAUAUUCGAUCCAAUCAGACGAUGGGCUGGGGAGAAAAGGCCAUAGAGAUCCGGUCUGUGGAGACCGGCCACUUGGACGGUGUGUUUAUGCACAAAAGGGCUCAAAGACUGAAAUUCUUAUGUGAACGCAACGACAAGGUGUUCUUUGCCUCGGUCCGGUCCGGGGGCAGCAGCCAGGUGUACUUCAUGACGCUGGGCAGGACCUCUCUUCUGAGCUGGUAGGAGUGGCGGGCGGGGAUGCCGGCCCCGGAGUCAUCGAGAUGAGAACCUGGAAUUCCUGGCAACUGGAGCUCGGAGCCGCCCAGGCCGCGUGGGCGGGGGUCUCCUCUCCUCUCCCGCCCGCUCUUACCAGUUCAUCCCCACUCUCUUCUUGUCCUGUUCGAAAUAAAUCAAGGCUGCAACGCAGCUGGUGCUGUUGAGACUCUACCAUCAGGUGCUAUCGGUGUUGGAAUCAAGCAUCAGGCAGAACGCAAACGCCUUCCCUCCAGCUCCAGAAUUCCUCGUCUGUGACUCUGUCCCGGGGUGUCUGCAGGUGGAGAACAGACACGCCGGCGGGUGGUUAGAAGUGGGCACAGCGGGUGUAAAGUGUGCUCGGACGAGCAGGUCACUGAAGCCAAGAGCAGAUUUAAUAUAGUAACAUUAACAAUGUAUUUAAUUGACAUUUCUUUUUUGUAAUGUGACCAUAUGUGGACAAAGAAGAAGGUGCAGGUUUAAGAAGUUAAUAUUUAUAAAAUGUGAAAGACACA
This is a messenger RNA of Lagenorhynchus albirostris (white-beaked dolphin), 4750 nucleotides long. RefSeq names its product mitogen-activated protein kinase kinase kinase kinase 4 (gene MAP4K4). NCBI's taxonomy places the organism in Eukaryota, Metazoa, Chordata, Mammalia, Artiodactyla, Delphinidae. Gene Ontology annotation, molecular function: protein kinase activity; ATP binding. The record is from RefSeq and is a predicted model, not a curated record. The transcript is spliced from 32 exons. The coding region runs from base 105 to 4226 and encodes 1373 amino acids. Gene Ontology annotation, biological process: protein phosphorylation.